UGCAGCACUACACACCUCAACCUGAACGCUCCUAAGUAGGCUGGCACGGAUUAAUCUGCUUUUUUAAUUUUUUUAUUUUCAUAUAGACCUAUUAUUUCUUCCUUGUAAAAACAGUAAAAUGCGAACAGAGACGCGUUUAAGUUUAGAAAACACUCGGAUGAAUCCUGCAACUCUGACCUAGAGCUCAGACUUCGAGCAAGACAAGGACGAUGGACAUUUUUGAAACCACAUCUGUGCACCUACAGUCUGGAAGUUAGCCUGAAAGAGAAAGGGGAAACCUGCGGAACUUGUUUUUUUUUAAAAAAGAAGAACAAAGAAAGUCUCCCUUUCCAGAAUCAUGCAGAGCAACAGCAGCGCCUCCGGACCCCUGACCGCUCUGAGCGUCUGCGGAGGAGAAGAAAAUGAACGCGAAAUCUUCAAACUUGUCAGCCCCACAGGAGCAGCCUCCAACCUCGGAGCUUUUAACUUUUCACUUAACUGCUGGCUUCACAUCCUCUCCAAGGAGUCCUCUCUAGAUCUGCAUGGAGACAGCGCAAACCUGGCAGUGCGAGUUCUCAUCGCGCUGGUCUACCUGGUGGUUUGCGUUCUGGGGCUUGUGGGUAACUUCCUGGCACUCUUCCUGCUCCACUCCCGCCGCCGGGGCCACCACCACUCUUCUGUCGACUGCUUUGUGAUGAGCCUUGCACUGACAGACCUCCAGUUUGUCCUGACCUUGCCCUUCUGGGCCGUGGACACGGUGAUGGACUUCCGCUGGCCCUUUGGCCGGGUCAUGUGCAAGAUCGUGAGCUCGGUCACCACCCUGAACAUGUAUGCCAGCGUCUUCUUCCUCACCGCCAUGAGCGUGACCCGGUACCGCUCCUUGGUUACCUCUCUGAAGAUGGAGAGCCCUCGGAUCGCCACUGCUCGUGCAAAAUGGGCCAGUUUAGCCAUUUGGGUGGUGUCACUGGUGGCUACGCUGCCCCAUGCUUUCUACUCCACCACAGUGCAGGUGUCUACAGACGAUGAGCUGUGCUUAGUGCGGUUCUCUGACUCCGAUUCCGACCACUGGGAUCCUCAAGUCCUGCUUGGACUCUAUCAAACACAGAAAGUCCUCCUGGGAUUUGUAGUUCCCCUGAUUGUGAUCUCUGUGUGCUACCUCCUCCUCCUGAGGUUCAUUCUGAGCCGGCGCAUCGUGGGCAGCAUGAUCAGCAGCAGUGUCACAGAGAGGUCAGAGUCUGAGAGAGGACGCCACCGCCGCCGCUCCAAAGUCACCCGCUCCGUCACCAUCGUGGUUCUGUCGUUCUUCAUCUGCUGGCUGCCCAACCAGGCUCUGACCCUCUGGGGAGUGCUGAUCAAAUUUGACUUGGUACCCUUCAGUAAAGCCUUCUACAACACUCAGGCCUAUGCCUUCCCCCUGACUGUGUGUUUAGCUCAUGCAAACAGCUGUCUCAACCCGGUGCUCUACUGCCUGAUCCGAAAAGAGUACAGAGCUGGACUGAAGGCGCUUCUCCUGAGAGUGUCUCACUCAGUCCAAAAUGUUCUCACUCUGGCUCUGCGAGGAAGGAGAGUGCAGGAAGCACCAGCCAGCCUGGUCAUGAUAAACAAAGACAUCAAUAUGUGAUUUAAAGGAAAAGUAAAAAGGAAAAGUUUGACAUUUUGGGAAAUACAGUUAUUGAGUUUCUUGCUGAGAGUAAAUGAGAAGAUUGAUACACUCUCCUGUUUGUACGUAUGAAGCUACAGCCAGUAACAGGAUAGCUUAGCUUAGCACAAUGACUGAAAACAGGGGGAAACAGCUAGUCUGGCUCCAGCUAAAAGGUAAAUAGAUCGGCCUACUGGCACUAAUAAACACAUUGUAUCUCAUUUGUUCAAUCUGUACAAAGAAGUGAGAAAAUGAUAAAUUGCCAUUUUUUGGCGGGGGAUAUUUCUUGGCUCUGAGUAACUUCCUAAAGUCUCAGCUAUUUGCCGGGUAAUGGGUUGGCUUUUGUACAGAUUUAACAAGAUACAUGGUUUCAUUGAUGAGCUUUAGAGGUGCAGGUAGGCAGAUUUUGUUUCCUUGAGACGGGGGUACAGCCCAUUAAUCUGAAACCCCAAUAGUCUGAAAAAUGUCCCAUUGGACUGAAACCCCAUUUGUCUGAUGGUCCGAAAAGAAGUCCACUGCUCUGAAGGCCUGUUAUUCUGAAAAUACACUCGCUGGAGUUUUUUGCCCUUUAUGUCUUCUUCUAUUUGGACAUGCAGGAAAGGACAAAGUCAGUCUGUGUGUGUCAGUGACCUUCAUCAGGUUACCUUUGUCGUCAUGGUCAGAACAAUAAACACAACGGUCACAGUUUGGUUUUAGGCACAGAAACUAUCCAUUUAGGUUCAAGAUCAUGGUUUGGGUUAAACUAAGUGUGUUAGUUACGUUAAGUUAAGUUACAUACAUAAGUUAGUGAUACCACAUACAGUGAGUGUGUAUUUUCAUAACAAAGGGUCUUCUGAGCAAUAGCCAUUUGUUUUCAAAACAACGGGCGGUCAGAACAAAGGUAUGGUACCUCAAAGCUAGCCGUUAGCUAGCCAACUGCUGGCUGUAGAUUCAUAUUUAGCAGACAGAAAUGAGAGUGGAAUCAAUCAUCUCACCUCUUAGCAUUAAAGAGCAUCAGCAUAUUUACCGAAAUGUCCUUUAAUACUAAAGGAAAUGCUCCUUUAUGAGUUCACUUCGUGGGCCAUCUAUUGCAGACAAACCUGAACAGCUAUCUUUUAUCUUUAUUAUGCCCUUUUGUGAAAAACCAUCUUGCCAAGAUAUGCUCUUUUGGAAAUUAUUUCAGAGGUGAAUUCCAAGUACAUUGUUGAAAAUGAUCAAACCCUCGAAUGAGCCGGGUCUGAGUUACAAUGUGGGCUGAUUAUUUAUUUUUUGCACAAUCAAGCAAAAAUACAGUGCGAUGUUUGAAUAGUUCAACAUGUAAAGUGAUUUUUGUACUGUGAACCUCAGACACCCACACAGGCAAUCAAGGGGACUAUAAGCUUGUUCAAUUUCCAUUAGGUUGGAUGUAUUUAAUAUUUAUUUGUAUAUUUGUUGCUAACUCAGUCAGGAGACUAGAACCUCCCUCACAUUACUCUUCACAUGCACUAAAACUUAACUCCAGCAUAUGUCAUUCAGAGUAGGCAGUGUUUGACCAUAGCAUGAAUCUAUCGCUCAUUUUCAUGUCUCUCGGUGUCUGCCUUGCUGUACCGCUGUGAACUGUUUUGUGAUUACACGUAUGUAAUGUGACAUUAAAUAAAAAACGAGAGGACAAAAGA
Molecule: messenger RNA, 3252 nt
Organism: Dicentrarchus labrax (European seabass)
Lineage: Eukaryota; Metazoa; Chordata; Actinopteri; Moronidae
Product: relaxin-3 receptor 1-like
Exons: 3
Coding region: 338-1600 (420 amino acids)
Biological process (GO): G protein-coupled receptor signaling pathway; immune response
Cellular component (GO): membrane
Molecular function (GO): G protein-coupled receptor activity
Source: RefSeq, a predicted model, not a curated record